GAGGAGCCGCGCUGAGACGCAGCCGGUGCACGAUGCAGCCCCGGGGCCCCGCCGCCGGACCGCGAGCCUUUAGUGAGCGGAGGAGUGCCUGGCCCCGCGGGAGCCGGCGGUUCUGAGGCUACGGUCCUUCUGAAGCACCUGCCUCCGCCACCAGCGCAAUCUUUUCUGAGAUCCCUGCUCCGCCCUUCUUGAUGCAGAAAAUGGUGUCUGCAGGUCUGCGAGGCUAAGUGUCGAGGCGACGCACCUCACGUCGAGAAUCCGGAGGAGGAGGAGACUGUAAGGAUAGGCCCAGGAGUAAUGGAGUCCAAAGAGGAACGAGCGUUAAACAAUCUCAACGUGGAAAAUGUCAACCAGGAAAAUGAUGAAAAAGAUGAAAAGGAGCAAGUUGCUAAUAAAGGGGAGCCCUUGGCCCUCCCUUUGAAUGUUGGUGAAUACUGUGUGCCUAGAGGAAAUCGUAGGCGGUUCCGUGUUAGGCAGCCCACCCUGCAGUAUAGAUGGGACAUAAUGCAUAGGCUUGGAGAGCCACAGGCAAGGAUGAGAGAGGAGAAUAUGGAAAGGAUUGGGGAGGAGGUGAGACAGCUGAUGGAAAAGCUGAGGGAAAAACAGUUGAGUCAUAGUCUGCGGGCAGUCAGCACUGACCCCCCUCACCAUGACCAUCACGAUGAGUUUUGCCUUAUGCCCUGAAUCCUGAUGGUUUCCCUGAAGUUAAUAGGGAGACCCCUGCUUCCUAAACUUACACAUUUGUGGUGUACCUUUGUCGUAAACCUUUUGAUGUUACCUAUUUCUUGUGGGUCUCCUAUUACCAGCUUCAAACUGAAUGUUGUUUUGACCCAGUUUGUAAGUUUCUGUCAGCAGGGGAGUUUUACCUACUGCAUGGAAAGAUGCUCAUUAUAUAUUGUGAAGUUAAUAAAACAGUUUUAAAAACCA
Chlorocebus sabaeus (green monkey) is the source of this 927-nucleotide messenger RNA. Its product is annotated as protein BEX2. Gene Ontology annotation, biological process: regulation of apoptotic process; signal transduction. The record is from RefSeq and is a predicted model, not a curated record. Gene Ontology annotation, molecular function: signaling receptor binding. Gene Ontology annotation, cellular component: nucleus; cytoplasm. Lineage: Eukaryota; Metazoa; Chordata; Mammalia; Primates; Cercopithecidae.